Neoarius graeffei (lesser salmon catfish) is the source of this 4108-nucleotide messenger RNA. RefSeq lists its product as uncharacterized. The record is from RefSeq and is a predicted model, not a curated record. Gene Ontology annotation, biological process: cell differentiation. NCBI's taxonomy places the organism in Eukaryota, Metazoa, Chordata, Actinopteri, Siluriformes, Ariidae. The transcript is spliced from 8 exons.
AUGAAAUUUUGGGCUUUCUUCUACGGCCAGGCAGCCCCUGAUGUGAAAGGUGAGACAUCAUGCUCUCUACAACACUUCCAAGAGAAUGUGUUUAUUGAGGGAAAUCGACCAAAGUAUGUCCAGGAUCUGCAUACGGAGGCUCAGGAGGGUCUGAAACUCCUGCAGCAAGAUGAAAACAGAAACGGUGUGGACUAUCUGGAUGACCAGAGCGUCAUUUCAACAGUGACCGCUCAGACAGACGAUGACAUGAGCUUCAGUGAACUGAGGAUGUCCGAGUCUGAGAGUACUGCUGCUGAUACGAUCUCCACACGUUCCAUCACUUCCUAUCAGUCUUCACGUUCCGGACUCACACGCCAAGGCUCUACCUUCAGACCACUGAAAGAUGACAAGAAAUGUGGGAAGAGCAAAUCGAAGGGGAAAAAGGCGGGUACAGUUACAGGAAUACCAAGACAUGUACAGAAAGAACUGGGGCUUGACCGUGCUGCAUGGAUAGCAUCCCAGUUCACUGAUGCUCAGUUGUCCAAUGGAGGUGUAAGCAUUUCCACCGUCAUUCCCACUCUGGAUAGCAUAUCCAUCGCCUCGGUCCCAGACGGAGCAAUAACCCAGCUGCAGAACAUGAACAGGCUUCAGGCAGUAACGGAGGAUCAACCACAGCUCCCUCCACAGGAAGGACAGCAGGAUGACACCUCUCUACUCCGGCACCUGUUACCCCAGUCGUUUGACCCAGAGUGUCCAAAUUCACAAGCCAGUCCCUGGAUGACCACAUCAGGCACCUCUCCAUCCAGUCCAGUAAUGUAUGUCUCCCCUGAGGCAACAUACAUGUCCAAGAUCAUCCCAAAUGCGGUACUGCCUCCGUCUGUGGACGUGGUUGAACUCAGCCGCAACAGAAGUCACAGUAGCGUUCGCAUGGUGAGCAAGAGCAGCCUAGCAUCGGCCAGUCCGGCUCCGUCAAGAGCCUCAUCCCGGGCAUCCUCACGGUUCUCCUCACGAGCUCCAUCAGUGAUGUCCUCAUGGAUCUCUUCUCGGGCUUCUACCCAUCGGACUGCCACCCUCUCAGAGUCCUCUGGCUGGAGCUGCUCGGGAUCAUCCGAAACACUGGUCUCCGAUUCUUCCACCAUUUCUAGCAGCAGCACUCCUCGAGUGGCCAGCAGGACAAGUCAGGCAGAGGAAACAGAUGGACCAUCUGUGGUCAAAGAUAACCCUGGUGCCCAAAGUACCCCCUUUAAGCCUGUGCAGCUGAAUGGUAACAACCAACAAGAAGAAGCUUGGAAGAAGUCACGAUCCAUAGGUCCUUUUAAUCGCAGUCUGUCAGUGAUGAAAAAGAGCAAGAAACCACCGCCUCCACCAAGUUAUUCAUACUCACUCCAUUCCCGUAUGUAUGCAAGAACCAUUGUUGAGCAUAAAUCUCUGGAAAAUGGGUCUCAGAAAAUCAACUCACCCUACAGUGCCUGUACAGUUCAGAAUGGUGACAGUGAAGCACCGUCUCACUGGAGAAGUAGAUUGCAGAGGAAGUUCGUCUUCUGUCUGAAGUUGGAAGCUCGAGGAAGUUGCGCGCGCUUCCUGAGUCAGAGAGCAGUGUUGGCAGAGCUACAGUUAAAGAAAGGUGUUGAAAUGGAUGCGGGCAGUGUACCCUAUUCACACACCAAUGGAGGGAGUCACCAAAUUAAUCUCAAGCAUUUCCUACCAUCUAUUAAAAGUCUAACCGCUAAUGGUGCGGUUGCUUCACCAGCUGUGAUGACUUUUAUUGCACUCCUUGAUGUUCCAGAUCCUCCUGAAGUUCUAGCUCCACCUCCACCUCCUCCUGAGACAUGGGCACACAAUCAGCACACCUUCGAACUACUGUGUGGACCUGGACCUGUAAACUUUGAGUGCUGGGCCCAAAAGAGAGGUCUGAAGAUUGAAGUUCCAAUCCAGAUGGUUCGAGAGAAAAUGCCAGCAACAAGUCACAUAACAAAUGUAAUGAAGGACAAUACAGUAGCACCAAAAAUGCAAACUCAAGAAGCCAUGGCCGCUGACACACAAAAUAGAAUUACUCCUACAAAGAUGUUUGUUGAUGUUCAGCCUCCUUCUGGCAACAGUCUGCUUUUAGCCAGGCUUGCCCAUGUCCGUCCAUCCCCGUCUCCUUCACCACCUCCUGAACAUAUACCUCCCCUGCCUCCAACCGACCAAGUUAAACCUCUACAAGAUGAUGUAUCCACCCAGUUCCAAGGACAUUUUGAUGAGAUCAUAUGUCCCCCUCCACACCCUUUGUUCCCACCACCUCCACCUCCUACAAAUGUAUCCCCUCCACAUCUGCCAGGUGGGCAGGAUGAAAUAGAUUUUACAUCUACACCCAUGCCACCUUCUCUAAGCUUUUUAUUUAAAGUGCUCCCAGUGCCACAGGAUGCGCAGCCUUCAACAUUAGAGGAAGCUGCAUCUUCUCCAGCACAGGAAAUCCAAAUCCCACCUCCUCCUGAAAUGAUCCUACCUGCUCCACCAGUGAUCCCACCUCCACCACCAAUGCCACCAUCUCCCCAAUCAAUGCCACUUCCUCCACCGGAAAUCCCACCAUUUUCAACAUCAAGAACUCCUUCUCCACCAAUGAUCCCUCUUCCUCCACCACUGUUCCCUCCUCCUCUGGAGGCAGUCCCUACUCCCCCAAACCAAACCCUACCAGAUGUAUCCUCAGAGCAAGCCGAAAUCACGUCCAUGCCAUCUAAUAUUCCUCCACCACCACCAUUACCCACUGAUCUCAAGAAAGUAGUCAAAGCAAUCACAGCUGACAAGCAGGAGAAACCGCCACCUCUGCCAACCACCCACAAAGGUGCGACUGCAGAGGAAAGUCCUACCCCAAUGGUCACACCGUCUUUAUUACAGAAUGUUCGUCUCAGGUCAAUCAGAUCCAACGUGAACCAAACUGAAACAAAUGGUGGACUUCUAAAACCAAAGCAUCAAACUAAUCAAGACACACCCCAAAAGCCAAUAAGAAGAUCUCUGAUUUUGGUUUCACCUGAUCUUCCCUCGCAGUCAGCUACAAAUCAAAAGGAGGACACUCUGCCCACUACCUCUGUAUGGGAGAAUCCGAGCAUUACUCCUCCAUCAGACACCCAACCUGAAACUUAACCAAAGAGCAGGAUUGAGCAGGUUUCACUGGAUGUAAAGCUUGAACCCAACAGCCAAGUCCGCAUCACAGACCAGAAAACUCAACAAGCAAACACUGAACCAGUCAAAGAGUCCGUGUCUGCUGAGACAGUCCCCCAAAUACCAAACAAAGCAGAACCUGAACCAAAGAUCACAGUGCAGGAAAUUCAAAAUGCAACACCUGAACCAUCAACUACACUAACCCCUGCUGAACCAAAAGAUCAAUCCAUUGCAAAUGAGGUAAAAGAAAUCCAAAAUGACGCUGUUAAAAAUGAAGAUAAACAAAGUCCCCAACCACAGCAAGAUGUUAAACUUCCAAAGCCUCAAACUUUAAUCGCCACAUCUCCUAAAUUCAAUCCUGCUCAGAAAGUGCCUCCAGCUAGCAUUUCUUCAUCUUCCAUUAGUCUCCAGGAGGCCAUUCGUCUGAAAACCGCUGCCAUGUCAUCUACAGACAACCAAGCGACGUGCCUGAGCCUGCUGCAUUCCCCUCCGCUGUCCCCAGGGGCCAUCUCGCAGACGUCCACGGCAAACUUCAUCUUCUCCAAAAGCCAGAAGAAGGUGGUCAUUGAGAAAUCUCCUUUAUCUCCAGAAUCCAAACCAGAUCUGAGGAAGACCCUGGUGCACGAGUUGAAUUCUGUUUCUCAAACAUUCAAACCUGCUGCUGAUCCCCGGAACACAAAAGCCAAAGUCCCGCCUCCAGUUGCGAAGAAACCCAGCGCGAAGAGCAAAAGGAUUACCCAUAAUUCCUCAGAGUGUCAUGUGGACACUGAGCAUGUGCAAACUGCUGGUCAGUGAGCACUGCCAGAGAAGAGAAGGUAAGGCCUUCUGACUUUUAUUUUUAUCCAAAAUAAAUCCAAAUGUCUCCAAGAGCUACAACACUGUUGCUCUCGGGUGAGGAAUGCGACCGAAACACAACUAUUAUUAGAUUCCAGAAAUGAGAAAUGACAUUUGAAACUCUGUUGAAUGAGCACACAAGUCCCAUUUGGAA